Staurois parvus is the source of this 783-nucleotide messenger RNA. The record is from the annotation of a GenBank genome assembly. NCBI's taxonomy places the organism in Eukaryota, Metazoa, Chordata, Amphibia, Anura, Ranidae.
AUGUUGUUGGUGGCUAUGAAACUGAUGAAUAAAGAGAAAACUCCAAUGGACAACUUCCUAGUGGAAUACGGAAUGUCUCUUAGUCUCAGCGGCCAUCCAAAUAUCAUCGAAACCCAUGAAAUCGCUUUCCAAACCAGCAACGAUUAUGUCUUUGUCCAGAAGGUGGCACCAGCUGGAAACCUCAUUCAUUCAAUAGUAAAGGUUGGUUUAAAUGAAGAUCUUGUAAAGGGUUUUGUUCCACAGGUAGCGAGUGCCUUAGACUUUAUGCACAGCAGAGGAAUGGUCCAUCGGGACAUUAAACUGGACAACAUUUUGCUCAUGGACAUUGAAUGUAAGGAAGUCAAAUUAGCAGAUUUUGGACUGACGAGGCUCCGGGGCACUCAAGCACCAUGUAUGGCCUGGUCCAUCCCAUAUACUGCUCCGGAAUUGUGCAGCUUAAAAGAAGGGGAUCAAUUGCUGCUGCACCCGAGCAUUGACGUGUGGGCGUUUGGAGUCUUGUUGUACACAGUUAUGACCGGCUCAUUUCCUUGGGAAGAAGCAGGGGGUCAUGACCCCAUGUAUCGGGAGUUUGCUUGGUGGCAAACGAAGAAAGACCUAACCUUGGCACCAGGAAAGUGGCAACAAUUCUCCAUGGAAGCCAGGCAGAUGUUCUGGGACUUGUUGGCCCUCAAUGCCUCUGAGAGGUGUUCUGCUAUGGACAUUUUAAAAUAUGUCCACCUGCCAUGGACAGCAAAAAUGCCUCCAGAGAAUCUAACCAGGAAAACGGUCAUACAUGUGAUAUAA